Aspergillus brunneoviolaceus CBS 621.78 is the source of this 297-nucleotide messenger RNA. RefSeq lists its product as uncharacterized. The record is from RefSeq and is a predicted model, not a curated record. The transcript has a single exon. The annotation marks the transcript as partial. NCBI's taxonomy places the organism in Eukaryota, Fungi, Ascomycota, Eurotiomycetes, Eurotiales, Aspergillaceae.
UUGCUUGUCAAGAUGCACCUCUCUUGCCUUCUUGCGCUCCUGGGAGCCACAGGGUUCACCUUCGCCCUUCCUGUCUCCAGCAACCUUGACCAGCUUGAGUCGCCCCCUCAGGAUCUGGACAAGAGAUUCUACUAUACCCACUAUGUUGCUCCGGAGAAGCGUGACGAGGAGGCCCUCGACAAGGGAUUUUAUUACACCCACUAUGUUGCCCCAGAGAAGCGUGAUGAGGAGGCACUCGACAAGCGCUUCUACUACACUGCCUACACGGCCCCCGAGAAGCGCGAGGCGGAGGACGAG